GAAGCUCCAGAAGAGGACUCGGACUCAGAUCCAACAGAAGUGGGACCAAUGCCGUAUAAUCCGGUCGCGGGUAAAGCAAUGGAUCCCAAAGAAUUCGGCUGUGCGCUGCGGCCCGGUGAAGGUAGUGCAAUGGCUGCUUCCAUUGAAGCCGGUGAACGUAUCCCUCGUCGUGGUGAGAUUGGGUUGAAAGCAGGAUAUGUGAUGUCAGGUUCAAGGCAUAGAAGAAUGAAUGCGGUGCGAAUCAGGAAAGAAAAUCAAGUUAUCAGUGCUGAAGAGAAA
Molecule: messenger RNA, 279 nt
Organism: Melampsora larici-populina 98AG31
Lineage: Eukaryota; Fungi; Basidiomycota; Pucciniomycetes; Pucciniales; Melampsoraceae
Exons: 2
Biological process (GO): regulation of gene expression
Cellular component (GO): nucleus
Molecular function (GO): chromatin binding
Source: RefSeq, a predicted model, not a curated record